Messenger RNA from Closterium sp. Naga37s-1, 1713 nucleotides. Lineage: Eukaryota; Viridiplantae; Streptophyta; Zygnematophyceae; Desmidiales; Closteriaceae. The record is from the annotation of a GenBank genome assembly.
AUGGAUUUCCCCGCCUAUCCCAGCUUCGUCACUCCGUGGGCUCACUCCCUUCUCUUUCCGGACGCCACAACCCUCAAGCGCAAAGCGGAUAGCGAAACGUCCACCAUUCUCGACUCCAUGUUACCACCUUUCCUCGCCAGCCCACAGAAGCGCCUCCGCAUUCCCGAGACUAGCUUUUCUGGCGUGAAGUAUUCGCCCUCCGCCACUCCCAGUUCAGUCUUUUCCGCCUUCGACGGGGAGUUCCAAGCCUUGCCUCCGCUAACCCCGUCUUCCCCAACAAGCUCUCCCCUCACCUCUCCGCCGAUAUCCCCCCUCUCCUCCGGGACAGCCACAUCCGCUCUCACCUCUUCCUUCUCUCCCCGCGCAUCCCCCGCGACCCCUGCUUCCCCUGCCGCGACCCCCCUCGCGCUCCCCCGGCGCCUCAAGGGCGUGCGGCAGCGCAAGUGGGGGCGGUGGGUGACGGAAAUCCGCUGCCCGCGCACCAAGAUGCGCGUGUGGCUGGGCUCCUACGCGACGGCGGAGGAAGCGGUGCGCGUAUACGACAUGGCGGCGCGGAUGAUCUUCGGCGAAGUUGCCUCGAAGGUCACACUCAACGAACCCGACGUGGCCCCGCGUCCCGUAACCGUUGCGAAGAGCAUCGCCGAGGCGCUAAUCAAGGUUGCGCGAGCCAGCAGCGGGAACGGCGAUGCGACCGUUGACUUGUCCGCGUUUCGCGGAGAUAUGGCGUGUCUGGAGGUUGUCGGGCAGAACGUGGUGGUGUCUGAAUGCCCUUUCGCGCCGCUCGCGCUCACAGUCGCACCGAGCGCUCAAGGCGAGACUUGCCUCCUUUCCACCUUCGACGGCGAGUUCCAGCCGACCAUGUUGACCGCGUUGACCGCGUCUCCUCAAACAACCUCUUCGCUUGCCUCUCCGCCGAUCUCCCCGCUCUCCUCCCCGGGUUACUCAUCCGCACUCGCGUGCUCCCCCGCUCACCCCUCGUCUCCCGCGCCCGUCGCUGCCCCCGCCGCUUUCCCCGCGCUCCCCCGCCGCCUCAAGGGCGUGCGGCAGCGCAAGUGGGGGCGGUGGGUGACGGAGAUCCGCUGCCCGCGCACCAAGACGCGCGUGUGGCUGGGCUCCUACGCGACGGCGGAGGAAGCGGUGCGCGUAUACGACAUGGCGGCGCGGAUGAUCUUCGGCGAAGCUUCCUCGACGGUCCCUCUCAACGCUCCCGACGCGGCCCCACGUCCCGUGACCGUCGCGAAGAGCAUCGCCGAGGCGCUCAUUAAAGUUGCGCGAGCCAACAGCGGCGAAGGCGAUGCGACCGUUGACUUGUCCGCGUUCCGCGGCGACAUGGCGUGUUUGGAGGUUGUCGGGCAGAACGUGGUGGUGUCUGAAUGCCCUUUCGCGCCGCUCGCGCUGGAAGUGACGCCGAACGGCCAUGACGAGACUUGCCGUCUUCCCAAUUGUGAGACUUCCGCGUCAACGAGCGCUGAUUGCGAGAUUUAUCUGCAGAAGCAGUCGGACGCAGCGGCUAUUAGUACUAACGGAGUGGUUGAUAACGAGAAAUUAUCCGCUUCCGACGUCCCGUCCGCGCUCUCCCUCAUUGAGGAGCUUUUCAGCGACAGCUUCUGCGGCGUCCUAGCGACCCCUGCGACAAUGUCGCCCUCUGUCUGCGACCUGGGCGAUUUUGAGAUCCUCGAGAACGUCUCCGGCCUCUGGGGGGAAACCUUUUGA